Rotaria sp. Silwood2 is the source of this 204-nucleotide messenger RNA. The record is from the annotation of a GenBank genome assembly. NCBI's taxonomy places the organism in Eukaryota, Metazoa, Rotifera, Eurotatoria, Philodinida, Philodinidae.
AUGGAAUCCACAAUCUGUUCCAUUCAAAUUCAUGUUCGUCGAACAGGUGAAAUGGUUAAUAUUAAUGUAAUCCCAUCAACGACUAUGUACGAUGAAAUCAUUAGAAAAGUUUGUGAAAGAAUUAAUGAACCAGCAUCGAGUCAUUAUUAUUUAGCAUUAAACUAUGAAGUUGAAUUAAAAAAUGAUGAGAUAUUUCAGUCAUAA